CUUAUGACAUAAAAUUAGGUUCAAAGACUAAUAGUGAAAAUGUUGUAUUGUGAACCUCCUUGCAAUCAUCACCAAUGAGAAACAGGUUUAUCCCCUGGCUAAGAGAGCAAUAACAAGUUGUUUGGAAUUUGAAGGAGAACUACAGUAAUGUCCAUAGCACAACUAUUGUAUUUAGGGUUUAAUAGUUUAAAGAACAAAAACAUAGGAAACAACCCAAGAUUCUAAUUUAAAUAUUUGUAAAUCACUAAGAACAAAAGCCUUGAAGUUAUCCCCCGGUAAGCUCCAGCUAUUUGUCUUCUAAUUGAACAUAAAACCUUGCCUCGGUUGAUUCGCUUCCUUGAAUUUCUUGAGAAAUUGCUGAUGUCAUCCCCCUGCUGAUGUCUUCUUAUAAGCAACCAUCUGAUGCAUAGUGCAAUGUCGAUGAACUCAGGAGUAGAAACAGAGAAACGAGCACAUAUAAAGCAUGGAAUUGGAAGUGGGAAAUGGGAAAUGGCAUGGAUCAGUUGGUGGCAUCGUGGGUGCACCCAUUAAUUGACAAAGUGUGGAACAUGGUUGCUCAAAGUAAAAAGCUACCAGAAUGGAUGCCAAUGGUUGAAAAAUGCACCGACUUAGCCGGGGAAGAAGGCAAUCCAGGCUAUGUUCGGCUAGUCUCUGGUUUCAUGUUCCCUCAGCAGGAUGGAGAAAGGUCAUGGCUCAAGGAGAAGCUGGUUUCCAUGGACUCAUCAUCACGUAGCUAUGUGUACGGAAUGGAAGCAAGCAAUGUGGGAUUAGAUGGGUCUGUAAACUCGUUAAAACUAGUAGAUUAUGGGGAUAAUUCGACACUAGUUGACUGGUCAUUUGAGAUUAGCCCUCUAGAAGGCGCACGUGAGGACAGCCUUAUUGAUUAUCUGGGAUAUCUCUAUAAAUCUUGCAUUAAUAGAAUUGAAGGUGCUAUUGAAGCAGCAUCAAAGAAAGUUUGAGAAGCAUCCAACUAUCCAAGCUAACCUUUUUCUGAUGUACUU
Molecule: messenger RNA, 1001 nt
Organism: Corylus avellana
Lineage: Eukaryota; Viridiplantae; Streptophyta; Magnoliopsida; Fagales; Betulaceae
Source: RefSeq, a predicted model, not a curated record